Molecule: messenger RNA, 3825 nt
Organism: Pararge aegeria (speckled wood butterfly)
Lineage: Eukaryota; Metazoa; Arthropoda; Insecta; Lepidoptera; Nymphalidae
Gene: dimm
Product: protein dimmed-like
Exons: 5
Coding region: 197-838 (213 amino acids)
Molecular function (GO): protein dimerization activity
Source: RefSeq, a predicted model, not a curated record
AGGCCGAGGUGAGUGCCUGUGCCGCACUUCUGUCUAACCGACACGUUAGCGAUUACCGAUUCGCAUCUCGCCGCGCUCGAUUACGCGAAAACUAUCACUUUCGCUACGUACAAUCCUGUUUGGAACAUGAUAACGCAGUGAAAAUUACUCUGUGCACUUCCUGGGCACCUCGACCACGGCAUCGCAAGGUGUCGAAAUGCCCCAGUGGGCCAGCGCUGAGGGCGGUGGUUCAGAAGCGGCAUCACCAGACCAAAUGAUGAUCUGCUAUGAAGAGGACGCCACUGAAUUUUAUGUCAAAAAACAAGAGGAGGCAGACAUCAAGAUAGAACAAGCUGGCGAUUUCUAUGACAGCGGCAGUGGUAGCGAUGAGCAAAUCCCGCGUCGAGUCUGCAGGCCGCGACGGACACCCGCAGGCUCCUCAUCCUCAGGCACGACAACCGGUUCCAACGGGCCAGGCCGUCGACGCCGCUGUGGAAUAUCCGCCCGGGAACGCAACUUACGUAGAUUGGAGAGCAAUGAACGGGAACGCAUGCGGAUGCACUCGCUGAACCGUGCGUUCGAGGAUCUACGUCGUGUAAUUCCUCACGUGAAAAAGGAUAACCGAAGUCUAUCCAAGAUAGAAACACUAACCCUUGCCAAAAAUUACGUGAAAGCACUUACUAAUGCCAUAUGCACAAUGAGGGGAGAGAUUCCUCGUUACCAAUUCAACAGCGAUGACGAAAAUGUAGAACCUGUUUUCGUUCUAAGCCGGGAUCAGGAACAGAACAACAAUUUGCCAAACGACUGUGACAUCGAAGAUCCAUUGCCUGAGCCAUUGCCUGAGGGCGAUUGCCUUUGAGCACACCAAGUUUCUUCAACAAUGGGUUCUGAAAUAGCGUCAGAAAGGAGCAUGGACGAAUUCUCCAUUAAACUUGAUCCACAUAAUUGCGAUAUCAAAGGGAGCAAAAUCCUCGCCACGUAAUUAGUACCUAUUGAAAUAAUAAGCUCCUAUACAGAUACGCCAAUGUGGGUGAAGCUUGAUGUAGCAAAUUUGUGUAGAAUUAACAUAGAGUAUUCAUUCGCUACCUUUCCUGUCUGAUUGGUUGUGGAUUGCUCGAAUAAAAACCUCGUCGUACACCUAAGUCUCAUUAAGGCCUUAGGUACUUUGUUCCCCAGUAUUUUGUAUCGCAAUAAAAUACUUAUUUAACCGAGUAAGUGUUUGUGAAUUGAGAUUCCUUAAUGGUUUGUUUACUCUAUUGUUAGAUCUAUAUGGCAUAUUUGUUAACUUCAUGCUUGCUUUGUUAAACCUACGACUACUGGCAUUGUAUGGAUAUCGAGAUCAAGAACAAACAUGUUAUUUUACCUAGUCGUAGAUGUACUUUUACAUCGAUUAUUUAUGACUUUCAUUCAACUAGGUACUAAGAUGCAACAGUGUUCAUAUAAAGUUUUCAAUACGUUAGUAACCGCACUGAAAACCUAGAUGACAAAAUGUCUGACAAAAUGUCUGGCAAACUGAAAAUUAAAAGAUGUUUAUAGGUAGAUGUUAAAUCUCGUUACCCGUAUUUUUAAUUGGUUAAGUAAAUGAGUUUUUUAUGCAUUUAUAAUUAAAGGGAUGUACCCUUUUUGACCUACCAUUGGGCAACUUUUUGAGACAUUUAAGAAGAACCAAACUGUUAAUACGUGGUUUAUUAUAAUUUAUGGUUAUUACAGAUGCAACGUUUACGUUGCUUGCAACGUUAAGUCUUAAAGAUAUUAGAGAUCAUUUUGUAUUAUUUUUAUAUAUAUAAAAUAUAUCAACCUCCUGACCGACCAAUUUAGUUAUAAUAUUAGAAUUGUCUUCAAGUCCUCACUGUUCGAGGGAGAAGGUAGCCUAGGUAGGUAGCAUCUACAAUUAUUAGUAUAUUAUUACAAUAUUUUAUUAUAUAUAUUCAAAAAAUUACUAUGGUUUAUUUAAUACUUACAAUUUAUGUAGACGUUUGUUUCUGUGCCAGAAGUACAAAUUAUUCUUUCGUAUUGUAACUAAGUUCUCUGUUAAAAUAAUAUAUCAGGAUUACCUACGUGUAAAUGUGUUCCUACAAUACAAUUGCAUUUUUUUAUUUUUCGAUCUCAGAUUUUCAUUGUUUGUAUAACCAUAAAGAUGUUUAUUUCUCUCAAAACUCGAUAUGAAGAUAUGUUAUAAAUAUCUCCCACUUCGGUGCCAAUUUCAAUUUCGGGAAUAAGUGUUUCAACUAAUACGAAGAGUUCACAUUAGAAGUUAAAAUUCUAUUAUGUAGGUACGAGUUGGUAUGUGAGGUCAUAGUGAUAAGUUGAAACUAAUAUACCCAAUAUAAAUACUAACUGGGCGUAAAACAGGUUUCAUAAUAUUAAAUUUUUAUUUAGUUUUGAACCCAUUAAAAUUGGAACUAAACCUUUAAUAUCAAACCGCUCUAUAAAGGCUUUCAUGUACACGGGACCACGGAAUCUUAGAUAGGACGCAUGCCCGCUCUCUGCUGCGCUGCUAAGUGUGAAAUCGAACACGCGCGGUCAAUCAACUAAUUCAACGAUCACACAUGGAAACCACUCAGUAACCUUUAUUAAUUUUCUUUUUUAGUACUUUGAAAAAUGUACACUUACCGGUAUGAAAUAUUUGGGUUUCAAGCACUGGCAGCUACCGUGCUAUCCCGCACUAGAGAUUGUAAUAUAUAAAGCAUUAAGCAAUAUUGCUACAAUAGUGAUGGGACUAUUAAUGGUAACUCUUCGUGGUAGUUGGGUAGAUAUGUGUAUUAUGGUCAAUAUAUUUUAUAAUCUUUUGAUGCAGGUAUACAGUCAAUUUUUUUUAAGGUAGGUUAAUAUGUCUACCUAAUUUUACGUUUCAUCGUUCAUUUCAAGCGUUUUAGUAUAAAAUUGUAGCUGGCGUGCACUCAUUCAAAGCCUUCCUAAAAUUUUAUGAUGCGCCUUGGAGAUGGAAUUAUUAUAUGUAGUUAUAAUUAUUGUAUAGUUAUUCGUUUCGAAUAUCUUAUCUUGUUUAGUUUCUAUAAAGAAAUUGUGCACGUCACUAAAAAACGGUGGAUAAGAUGGUAUUUAUGUAUAUUGUGCAAUUAGGUACAAUAGGAAUGCAAAGUAUGUUUCUUUAACCAUAUUUUGUAUUUUGGAAGUAAGACUAAAUUUUAUGCAAGAGGUUUGAAUAAUGAAGCCUAUUUAUUUUCCUUAAAUAACGGCCACGCAUCAAGUCUUAGUAAGUUCAAAGCUAUCGGUACGACUAAACAUUACAUGAGAUCAAAAUCAUAAUUAUAUGCUACCAGAGUUGUUGUGUAGUUAGUUGUACUGGUAUUAAUGCCCGUCAAAAUAUUUAAACAUGAGUUGACAGUGUUAUUAUUUUAUACUUUCGAUUUGUGCUUUUCUGCUCUAAUGUUGCAUAAAUACUUUUAUUUAAACCUACUAACCUAAAAUUUUCAAUGAAAAUUUGAAAUUUUUCAAUUUACCUAGUGUUUUCUGUCAAAGUAAUAAGCGAAUAUUUUGUGCAAAGGCAUGAAAAUCUCCUAGAUAUUGUUAAAACAGUAUUGUUGUAGGUACGUGAUGAUUAUGUGAAUUAUUAUUUAAUUAAGUAUAGGUAAUUAAAGAAAUCUCAGUUGAAAGUUACCGAUGAAUAAAAUUAUUGUUAAGUUCAAAUAAGUUUAUUUUGAAAAAUGCAAUUAAGCAUUUUUUGUUAAAUCAUACCUAAUAUUUAUAGACAAAAAAUAAUAUAUUUAUAGACAUUUGUGAUUUAGAUGUAUUACGAUCUUGAGAUAAUUAUAUAUCCUUUAUAUAAUAAGGACGACUCGGCGAUAACACCGAAAUAUGAUGAAUAUUAAAAUUUAUAUGCAGAUA